This is a messenger RNA of Coniosporium apollinis CBS 100218, 2490 nucleotides long. RefSeq lists its product as uncharacterized. The transcript has a single exon. The record is from RefSeq and is a predicted model, not a curated record. Bases 1 to 2490 code for a protein of 829 amino acids. Lineage: Eukaryota; Fungi; Ascomycota; Dothideomycetes.
AUGGCGCGCGCCGCUGCCCGUGCGGACGCUCGCGAGCUUGACAACAGUGACAUGGACUCUGUUUUUGGGCCUGCUCAUAGCGGCGUCGUCAGACUACGGCCAAUUCGCAAGGCCAAGGCAACCUGGAAGCCGCUGGAUCUCUCUGAUAUUGACAGUGACAACUACUACGCCAAGCCAGAGGGCCUGGCUAAGACCAUCGAUUUUCCGCGUCGCGCUGAGCAAGCACUGGCUGACGAGACGGAUAUCACCGCCCUGACCAGCGACAGUGUCUCCUCCCGACGCGAUUCAGCCGCCUCACUGGUCAGACCCAUUUCACACCACUCACAAUACGAGUUCACCCCGCAGGCUCGAAAUCGAACCCCUUCAAAGGCAUUCAACCAAACUGCUCGUGCCGAUCCUGCAAACCCUGCUCACACUUCGACCCUAUCCGAACCCGCCCAAAAUCAGAGUGACGACUCUCCCGCAAAGCCCUAUCCAGACGAUAUCAUUGCAGUGUUCGGACCGAACCUACCUAAGCCGGGAUUCCUCGACCAGACCGAAGGUGAAAGGGAGGGGGAAGUCCGCUUCGUUCACCAUCCCAACGACGACGUCUCCGCUCAUCAGUGGUCGUCCACUGAGUUCCGCUGGGUCAACCUUGGGCAGUUUUCCUACGAACGGAAGAGGAUUGAAGGCACACUGGCCAAGGACAGACUGAGAGGACAGACGGCCGAGAUGAGCUUGCAUCAACACUCGCUGGCAUACUUCCGCGCCGUUGGCAAGCAGCGUGAAGGAUCUGAUCUCCGGCAGGGGAUGCCUCAGCUUCCAUCGUUCACUGGAAUAGAUUACAACAAGAAAAAUCGGCCCCCUCUGCAUACGACCAUAUUUGGUGAUAGUAGCGGUCGCUACGCUUCGCUGUCGACCGUCAACCCGACCCAAGAGACGAACCUGCCUACACUUGGAAACCUGGGGCUUUCUCGCGGCCCCGCUGCUGCCAACCAACAGCCGCCCCAUUUUCCGCAGCCCUUCACCAACCCUCAAGACGAUCCAUUCGUCUCCAGCCCUCCCGCUCAUCUGCCCAACAAUUCAGGACCGUAUUCUGCCAUCAAUGACCACGCUCAGCUAAGGCCGGUGCAGGGGAUGAACUUCGGUUUCCAGUUCCCGUCUCAGCCCGAGGCAAGUGGGCAGCCGGAUAUGGGGUCCAAUAGCAUCUUUGAGGCUUCUGACCGCCGCCGUCAGAUGUUUGCCGAGCAAGAACGUAACCGUAUCCAACAAGACUUGUGGCCGGAGAAUCGCCAGAAGAAUCUUCGCGGCAUUGAUGUCGGGGAGGAAGCAGCCAACUCUCUACGCACCUUACGCGGUUCGGCACCCGAAUUCGCGUUUCCUGCCAAAACACAGCCGGCAGAUCAAGCCCCGCUGCAACAGAUUGGGAACUUACGCUCAACUCGUGCGUCGAUCAAGGAGCAAGUUAGCCGACUGAGCGAUUCGGCGGCAGCUCGAACAGUUGGCGGCAGCUUGCCCAGAACCGUUCUCCACGAUCCUCAGGCUGGACCAUCAACUCAAACUUACUACCCGCCUGCAGAGCCCUUGCCACGUCCGACUGGCAGUGCUUUCCCCCCGCACACGCUUCCGAGUGUCCUUACCAAUGCUGCAGCUUACCAAGCUAACCAGGCGUAUCACAUUCCUCCACAGCACCACGGCUUUCUACAGCCGCAGCCCCAAGAGCAACUGCCAUCCUCUUCCGGCUCAGCAGCCAUCGGCCGUGACCCUAUCCAAGCACGCCAGGCUCUCCAAUACAACAGCGACUCCAUCGGCAACUACCAGAACGGCGAGCACGACAUCAUCACCUUCACCUCGCCCUCCAACCUCAGCUGGGACCAACUGAAAGCCCUAAAACCAACGCCCCAGAACUUCAAAGGUCCCUUCUUCCAAGACACGAUACCAACAGCUUCAGACCUAACCCAACCCCUCGCAACCCACAAAGACUUCGACACCGAGCUCCACGACUGGUGGACCAACACCAAGCUCAAAGAGCGCCACAAGGAAGCUUAUGAGGCUUACACGUGCGUCUCUUCUUCGCCCGUCAGCAUGCGCAACGUCCGCGGCAGAGGCCAAGGCGUACCUCACCCCGGAGCGAUCGGCAGCGGGCGGCCGUCGGCGCUGAACACCGACACCGGCCCAGGCAUAACGCGUCUCCUGAUUCCGAUCUUCGAGAAUCUGUCGAGCUACGUUCAAGGGCCGGAGGAGACGCGGCAUGACUUCUGGGCACGAUACGCGAAACCGAAGGCGGAGUGGGUGGAUGAGAACCCGGAUAGGGCGAGGAGUUUCUUUGGGAAGACCGAGACUUCUCCCGUGGUCGACAGAGGUCGCAGGGAUAGUGUGUUCAAACCUACCGCGGGUGGGGCGCCGCAGACGUUGUUUGAGCGCUUGGGCGGUCGUGGACUGGAAGGUCUUGGUGCUGCUCGUGGGGGUGCUGGAAUUGGGUUUGGGAGCUUUGCGAGUGGGGUGUGCUAA